UCCUUGAUAGAAGUGUUUGUCACCUGUGUGUUUGCGUGCUGUUUUUGUCGCUGCUGUAGCAGCAGGAGGUGCUACUUGAACCUUUAAACGAGGAGAGACUUUUAUUUUGAAGGCGAAACUUAAGUUGCCGCCGUGAACGUGAACGCAGCUGGGAAAACGUUUGUAAGACCUCAGACUGAAGGUAUUGGGCCAUGUCAGUGUCCUCAGCCCUCCUGAGCCGACGUGUAGCCGGAGGCUCCUGCAGGUUGUGGUGUGUCAUUCCUUCACCUCGACCACUGAUCCACGUCAGAUCAGCUUCUGUAGCUGAGCCAGGCAGAAGAAGAUCCAAUGAAGAACAGCUGUGGGAGGCAGCAGGCUACCUGCCAUUCACCCGAGCCAGGAUAGGGCCUUUCUUUCAGGAAAACCCAGUGCUGAAGAACCCAUUUGUAGAAGAUGCCUUGCUCAGAGGAUAUCUGAAGAGACACAUACCCCAGGAGGUGAUUCUCUCAGACUUGUGUGCAUUUGGAGAACACGUGGCAAAGGAGGUGGAUGGCUGGGGUAGAGAGUGUGAGGUCAAUCCUCCACGGUUGGUGCACUUUGAUCCCUGGGGUCGCCGAGUGGAUCACAUUGUGACCUCCCAUGCUUGGAAACGCAUGAAAGACCUGUCAGCGCAGGAAGGACUCGUUGCCAUUGGCUAUGAGAGGUCAUUUGGCGAGUGGAGUCGUGUGUACCAGAUGAGCAAGCUGUAUCUUUUCUCUCCCUCAUCUGGCCUCUACACCUGUCCUCUUGCUAUGACCGACGGAGCUGCAAAAGUUAUCCAGUCCUUAGGUGUUUCGUGGCCAGUAGAAGACGCCUACAGUCGUUUGACCACCCGCCAUCCAGAACGCUUCUGGACAUCCGGACAGUGGAUGACAGAGAGACAGGGAGGCUCUGAUGUGGCCAGCGGCACUGAGACGGUGGCUGUUCCACAAACAGAUGGUUCCUACAAGCUCCACGGCUUCAAGUGGUUCACGUCUGCUACGGACGCAGACAUGACUCUUACACUGGCCAGAGUGCAGGACAAAACCGGAGCAACCAUACCAGGUAGCAAAGGUUUGUCUCUCUUCUAUGCGGAGGUGAGUCGAGAUGAGGAUGGCCGAUUGAGGGGUAUUGAGGUUCAGCGACUGAAGGACAAGCUGGGGACACGCCAAAUGCCGACUGCUGAGCUACUGCUGGACGGCCUGCCAGCGCGCAGGCUCUCAGAGGAGGGGAGAGGUGUGUCCUCCAUAGCUAAUAUGCUGACCAUAACCAGGAUCCACAACAGCGUCUCUGCAGCAGCCGCUAUGAGAAGGGUGCUCCAGUUAGCUCGUGACUAUGCCACUCGGCGCACUGCCUUUAGAAAGCUUCUUAAAGACCACCCACUGCACAUGCAGACUCUUGCUAGAAUGGAGGUAGAGUCUCGAGGGGCCUUUCUUCUGGUGAUGGAUGUGUGUCGUCUGUUGGGCCGAGAAGAAAGUGGAGUGGCAACCGAGCACGAUGCUCACCUUCUCCGGCUGCUCACUCCAGUCGUCAAACUGUACACUGGGAAGCAGGCUAUGGCUGUGGUGUCGGAGGGUUUGGAAAGCUUUGGUGGCCAGGGAUACAUCGAGGAUACCGGCUUGCCUGGAAUACUCCGUGAUGCACAGGUUUUGAGCAUAUGGGAAGGUACCACAAAUGUUUUGUCUCUGGAUGUGCUGCGGUGUGUGGCUCGUAGCUCAGGGAUGGUUCUUCAUGCCUACUUCAGCCAUACCAAGUCUCUGCUGGCUGGCGCCUCCAGCGUUUCCUCAUUGGCCCCAGCUGUGACAGCAGUGGGCGGAGCUCUUUGCGAGCUGGAAGAGUUUGUUCAGGUAGCAGCAACCAGAGCACCCAGCUACCUGGAGCUAGCAGCAAGAGACCUGGCAUACAGCCUGGCUCGCAUCUACACAGGAGCCCUUCUUAUUGAUCACGCAUGUUGGAAAGGAGCUUCUCCAUCUGACACCUAUGCAGCUCUCAGGUGGUGCGAACAGGACUUGUGUCCCGUGGCAAGGAACCAGAGAAGAGGUCACUAUGAUUCCAACGCUUCACUUGAUGCUGCUUUAGUCUUUGACCAGUCGAUACAGGGCUGAAGAAUCACUGCUGAGCCCUGCGGUCUGUCUUAGUGACAAACAGAUUUAUUGUCUGCUAUAUUAUUGUUUGUGUUUUUGUGGAUGACUGAAAUCAUGUUUCAUUAAAAAUGAAAUUCGGUCUUGAAUAGGCAUGUAAAUAAAAUGGAGAAUGGGUUGUGUCUUCAGUAUCAGAGUAAAUACUGGACAGUAAAUUGAAAUGUGAAUUCCCACAGUUAAAUGUAGUUUUUUAAAUAAAGGCAAAUGAUCAGCAGCCCAGAGAUUAACUUCACAUCAUAAGCAAAACAGGCCCUGACUGACCAGGUUCAUACACACUGCCUUACUGUACUGCUGGAAAACCUGCACAUACAUAUUGAUGUAUAAACUUUAAAACAGUAAAAACUUGGCAGUUUUAACGCAAUUUUCUGAUAUUCAUUAAACUGUAGUGACUUUAACUGUGAGUUUACUGAGUCACUGUGCUUUUUAUUUUCAAAAAUGAACAUUGCUCCAUGUGAUACACAGCAAAAACAUAAAAUAAACACCCAAACAAUAUCCAACACCCCUUUUUAAAAUAUGUUGAUAUAUAUCGAGGUGGGAGUAGGUGCGAAAUGUUUUUUUUUUUCUAAUGGCGAUAAAUACUUUUUACUCAGAAAA
Haplochromis burtoni (Burton's mouthbrooder) is the source of this 2732-nucleotide messenger RNA. RefSeq names its product acyl-CoA dehydrogenase family member 11. The record is from RefSeq and is a predicted model, not a curated record. The transcript has 15 exons. Gene Ontology annotation, molecular function: oxidoreductase activity, acting on the CH-CH group of donors. The coding region runs from base 192 to 2102 and encodes 636 amino acids. Lineage: Eukaryota; Metazoa; Chordata; Actinopteri; Cichliformes; Cichlidae.